Messenger RNA from Ictalurus furcatus (blue catfish), 2224 nucleotides. RefSeq names its product tectonic-3-like. NCBI's taxonomy places the organism in Eukaryota, Metazoa, Chordata, Actinopteri, Siluriformes, Ictaluridae. The transcript has 14 exons. Bases 405 to 2081 code for a protein of 558 amino acids. Gene Ontology annotation, biological process: cilium assembly; smoothened signaling pathway. The record is from RefSeq and is a predicted model, not a curated record.
UAAUGCAGUAAACCGAAGCGUCUAAUACAUUAAGGCACCUCAAGCCCUUAGCGAUGUACUGUAUGUGUAUAAACAGUAAUAUUAGAUAUUCUCAUCUAUAUGUAAUUUUUUUUUUAAAAAAGACAACAACACAACAAAUAAUAAAAAUCGAAAAAUCGAUUAAUUCAUGUGACGCUCAAAAAUAUGGCGUAUUGUGGUUACGUCAUGACGUUAUAUUUUUCCGACGCCUUGAUUGGCUGAGCAACAGCAAACACGGAAGUUUCUUAACAUAAGACUUCCUUGACAACGGGAAUGGCGGCGUAACGAUGCACGCUAAGCGGGUUUAAUUUACAUAAAAAAGUACAUCAUGUAACUUAAUAACGCAGAGAUGUUUACUGUAUUGUAAUGAACAGUUGUGGAGUAAGAUGCCGACCCGUCGUGUCAUCGUGCAGCUCGUCGUGGCGUUUUGUGUGUACACAUUGCCGCAGUGUCCACGUUCCCAAGGGUAUACAAACCAACCUCCGACGGAUCUGAGUGAUCAUCCUUUUACUGAUGGCGUCAAUUCAACAGCAGACUUUAUAAUGGACGUGAAUUCAACAGAUUCUCCAGACUUCGGACCCAGAGCCAAUACUGAUGGUCCAGUCGUGUCCACGGUCCAAACCCCAAUCACACCAGCUUCUGAUGGUUGCACCUGCAAUGUCACUCCUGAUUUCUGCGAUAUUGGCUGCUGCUGCGAUGUUGUGGACUGCGGCAUCGCUGAUCUGAGCUCUGUGUUCAAUAACUGUAGGCAAGAAACAAGGGCUGGGGUGUGCAUCGAGAGCUGGCUGAUGUUCCGAGCCAAUGUGGACCCUCGGCUGGUGACAGAUACGGGUUCUCUGUUCUGCGUUCGGAGCGGUAACGACGGCUCAGCACAGACUGCACCUGCUGCAUCUGAAGGGCCGUUCUCCAUCUUUUCUCCUCAUUUCUCAUUAGCGGAGGUCAACGGCGCUCAGAACCCGAGCAUUUAUAAGGUUGAUGAUGUCAUUCUGACGUAUUACAACACCACAUCCAUAGCGAGCGUGCUCAGACAGCCGUCGUCAGGUGCGGCGUCUUUGUCAUGCGUCGACCGCAAUCCCGCAAAGUUUCUGCGUUCUGGCUCUUUGUCCUGUUCCCGAGUUGUGAGUGCUCAGUCGUGUAGACGAGACAGCGGUCUGAGUUUUAGCUCCUAUUUCACAGGGUUCAGUCUCCUAAGGGUUCCACGUCCCUCAGAAAUGGACAUAUCGAAGAUUAUGAUUCCUGUUAUCCCACUGGUCAACCCACCCGAACUCGCUGAGCACAAUGGUUCCUGUAUGAACGUGGUGACAAAGGUAGAAUAUGUGAUUACGUACACCAGCGCAGGAGAAAUUACAGCAGCAGCGGUAAAAGUCAAUGUUACUGACGCUAGUUUUGGCACGCAGAUACUGCAACAACAUGCUGUGCAGUUUCAGUUGGACACACCCUCAUCUCCUCCUAAAUUGCCAUUGGUUGGCUUGGAGGUUGGGACUCCAGUGAUUGGCUGGUUUGGUGGACAACCUGGACCUCUGACGAUACCAGGACUUUCCCCAGGAGGACAGUGCUCUACCGACCUCACCAACCGAGCACCCAUCCUGUUCACACACAACACCAUCACCGGCUGCACCUUCAGGUUAAUGCAGGAUGACUGCAGCUCACUGAGAGCUCAGCUCUACAGCAUCCUCCGUGGGACAAGGACCCCCGAUACGGUCGCCAUGACAGCGGGAUCACAGCCACAACAGAGCAGGGUCGUCGUACAAGAAUGUCAAGAACCUGCUCCGGGCGAGGUGUGUGAAACGGGCUGUCUCGUGCCCGUCUCUCUGUCAGUCAGGUUCCUCUGGGCUCAGACAGGAACGUUGGCUCUUCCCCAGAAUCACGUCCUAGGUAUCAAAUACGUCUUCAGCUGUCAGAUCCUGAAGUGUUCCAUCGUUUCUCCUCUUCCUCUGACCACUGAGGUGAUUUUCUCCGACACCACCGUUUACCCAGAACCCCCCCGUGCCAAACCGCGCCCCGAGUGGAAGUUUCCAUUCGGGUUCUUCAGCAGGGGGGCAGAAGAACUAGACAGGGCAUGAUAAAGAGCUGGAGAAUACCAUUACCAUUCAUUCGUUCGUUUAAAUGUAUUGUUAUGAUAUAAAAUAUCGAUCUUUUUCUACCUCACUGUAAACAUGUGUAGAGUUUCUUUUUAUUAUUAUUUUUUAAAUCAUUUAUUUCCAUU